AUGAAACUCAUUCGCCAGAAGUCAUCAGAUGAAGAAAUCGAAGCUGUGAUUACCUCAAUUGAAGAACAAGCUAAAACUCACGGGCUGACGGAUCCUCUUAUUGCUUCUACUGACGUCUACGUGACUUCUAUUUGCUACGUGGGAUCCAAAUCUCUCUCACAUUUCCUCUCCUGCAUCGAGCGCUGCAAGGACCGACUCCUUGCCAUUGGUCCAAAGUCUGAUGCUGCACGCCGUCAAAUAAUCAAUUCAGUCAUGGAUUACUGGGUCGAUCAACCUGGAAUCGGCAUCAACAUCAUCGACAAGCUGUUGAACUAUACCAUUCUCACUCCUCUCUCUGUCCUCGAAUGGGCGCUAGUUGACAACCUUGCCGCGGGUUCAACAUUGGCAAAACCACAUAUCUUCGAAAUGAUAUCCGCCACAAUGCGCAAGGUGACAAACCGAAUGCGUCAGAUUGUGGCAGCUAGAACUCAGCCAACGCUAUAUGAACCGCAGCUCAGCAUCCUAGAUGAAACACUCAAAAAAGAGAAGGCGGACAUGCUUUCUAUGUUCCAGCUAAUCGAAGAUACACUAGUCCCUGUAGCUGGUGGCUAUAGCGAUGGCAUGAUGGAGCGGACGGAGGACGACUCACUCCAGCCUGAAAAUGCGAUGAUUCAGCAGUGGGGAAGCAGAUGGUUGAAUGUCUUUAGACGCAAGGUUGCAGUUGAGAGGGCGUUCAUUGAUGAGGCAAUGACCUCCGCUCCGGCUCUUGGAACCAUGGCUCCUCCUGCACCAUCGCUGGGAAUUGAUGAGAAGACCGAGGAAAGUAAGACGCUCGAGGAACCGCCUAUGGAUGUUGAAGAAAUGCACGACACUGCAGAGAUUGACUAG
Molecule: messenger RNA, 867 nt
Organism: Trichophyton rubrum CBS 118892
Lineage: Eukaryota; Fungi; Ascomycota; Eurotiomycetes; Onygenales; Arthrodermataceae
Exons: 1
Coding region: 1-867 (288 amino acids)
Biological process (GO): nuclear-transcribed mRNA catabolic process, nonsense-mediated decay; mRNA export from nucleus
Cellular component (GO): nuclear cap binding complex; nucleus
Molecular function (GO): mRNA binding; RNA cap binding
Source: RefSeq, a predicted model, not a curated record